CACAAAUAACCAGUCCAUAACUAACACGGAAGUGGAUUUAGCAUUGGGCGUGUUACUCAUCUUUAGUUUUGCUGUCUCUUUCAGAAUAUAGUUUUUAAUUUAAUCACUUGAUAAGCCAAGAACGUGUUCCAUCAUGCCGGCCUACCAUUCCCAGUUUCUAAAUCCACCCCAGCUAGUUGGCAACAUGGCAUUACUUCCAAUCAGAAGUCAGUAUAAGGGACCAGCCCCUAAGAAUGCUGGUGAACAAGAUAUCAUUGAUGAAGCUAUUUACUUUUUCAAAGCAAAUAUUUUCUUCAGAAGUUAUGAAAUUAAGAGUGAAGCUGAUAGAACACUGAUCUACAUAACACUGUAUAUAAGUGAAUGCUUGAAAAAGUUUCAAAAGUGCUCGUCAAGAAAUCAAGGUGAAAAGGAAAUGUAUACUCUUGGAAUCUCCAACUUCCCUAUUCCCGGAGAAGGACAGUUUCCCUUGAAUGCCAUGUAUGUCAAACCUCGCAACCGAAAUGAAGAAGACACAAUGCGAGCAUACUUGCAACAGCUGAGGCAGGAAACUGGAAGCAGACUGUGCGAAAAAGUCUUCGAUCCUUCAACAGACAAGCCCAGCAAGUGGUGGUUGUGUUUCGCCAGGAGGAAAUUCAUGGACAAAAGUCUGUCAGCACCAGGACAGUGAAAGAUCUAAGCACAAAAUAUAGAAAAUUUUUUAUAUUCUCCAAAAUUUUAAGGAAAAUCAACCUUGAGGCACAAAUGAUAUCAAUACACAUUGUUGAAAAUACAUUAUGUUAUGAAUAAUGUACAGGAUACAUCUUUAUAAUCAUAUAUGGCCGAACUAUGUGCUUUCAUUGAUUUUUUUUUUCACACUAUGCUUUUUAUCUGAUAAUAGAAAAGCUACUACAAAUAUAUAUAUAAGAAAUGCAAGAUUAAAAACAAAAAGUGUUGUUUUAGUCAGAAUAUAAAAUUAAUAGACAUACAUUGAGAUUGUGCAAUUGCAGGUAUGUGAUUUCAAGCCAACAUACCGGUAUUUAAAAGAAGAGAGUUUCAGUUUUAAUUAAUAUCGUAUAUGACAUUUUACACUGGGGAUUAUAGACAGGAUAUUUUUUUUUUUACUCAUCUCUUUUGUUGCUUCGUAUAUAAUGCAAUAUCCAUUUUAAAGUGAUAUGAAAUAGGUUACAGCACAUUAACUAUGUGCCAUUCAGUACAUGAAUUUUAGCUGAAACAUGCAGAACACAUCUAAUAAUAUAAUAGUGCCUUUAUAAUAUUUGAGAUUUGUAAUAAAAAUAAUAAAAAUUAAAUAUUAAACAGUAAUAAAAUUGGUCUGUUCUAAAACAUUCUAACUUUUUUUGGUUGAAUAUUCUCAUUUUCUUUUCUUUAUUUUCAAGAAUAUAAUUUCAAGUUUUUAUGUUUUGAUUAUGUUCAUACAAUGUAUUGUGCAUGUAAUGUGAUAAUUCAUCAGGCAUAUGAAUUGAAAAAUAUUUAAUAAAAUAGACCAAUUUUAA
Gigantopelta aegis is the source of this 1490-nucleotide messenger RNA. Its product is annotated as actin-related protein 2/3 complex subunit 3-A-like. Lineage: Eukaryota; Metazoa; Mollusca; Gastropoda; Neomphalida; Peltospiridae. The coding region runs from base 134 to 667 and encodes 177 amino acids. Gene Ontology annotation, biological process: Arp2/3 complex-mediated actin nucleation; regulation of actin filament polymerization. The record is from RefSeq and is a predicted model, not a curated record. Gene Ontology annotation, molecular function: actin filament binding. Gene Ontology annotation, cellular component: Arp2/3 protein complex; cytoskeleton. The transcript has 7 exons.